Messenger RNA from Cyclocybe aegerita, 2169 nucleotides. The record is from the annotation of a GenBank genome assembly. NCBI's taxonomy places the organism in Eukaryota, Fungi, Basidiomycota, Agaricomycetes, Agaricales, Hemipholiotaceae.
AUGAUGCCACUCUCCUUCAUGGAUGAUGGGACCAUUCUGGCCCAGUCUAAACAACUUGAUGAUAAUAAUGUGGGCCUAUGGAAGGCCUAUAAAAUUAUUUACCUCCUCUUUGUUGCUUUCGCGCUCAUUCUUGAACAUGACAAGACCAAGCUGUUUCACUUCUCGCACCGUUGCGAUGCAUAUAAUCCUUCGCUCGAUCUGGGGUAUGCCCCACACACAGGCAAUACACCUCUUAAGCCCAAGACCUAUUGGAGGUACUUGGGCUUCUACUUCGACUGCAGGCUCACGUUCCAUGAGCACGUUCGCUACUAUGCCACCAAGGCAUUCACCACUGUGCAGGCCAUGCGCAUGCUCAGGAACUCCACCAGAGGACUUUUGCCUAAACAGCGACGCCUCUUGUAUAGAUCGUGUGUGGUCCCUAUUGCCACAUAUGGCUACCGUCUCUGGUACUUUCAUGGUGCCUGUAACAAAGGCACCAUGAACCAGCUCAAACAGAUGCAGCAGAAAGUUGCUCUAUGGAUUACAGGUGCCUUCCGCACCUCACCUACAGGCGGUCUUGAGGCCUUGGCAGGUCUCAUCCCCAUCCACCUAGUGCUGAAGAAGUUGGCAACGCAUGCAGUGUAUCACGUUGCUACCCUCUCAGACACUCACCUUCUUCGCUCUAUGCUGGGCGAGAGACUCCUCAAAUGGGCUGAACCACAUGCCUGCUCAGCCACCUUGAUGACCCCGACCAUGUGGGGGAGAGUCAAGAGCACUGUCAUGGAGGUGGAUGAGUACGUCCACGCCUUAACUGAGAGCUUCAAGCCCUUUGUGCCCGAAGCUCACCCUGGUGAUCAGUUACUGGACUGCUUUGUGGACCGUCUCCAUUUUGACGAGUGCAAUCCUACUCAGGAUAGGCGCCCGUACCUCGACAAGCUCAUCGCUAUUACGAGAGCCGACCCAUUAGUACUGGCUGCAACUGAUGGCUCUGUCCCUCAGUCCAACCAGUAUCAGGCAGCUUUGGCAGCCAUCAUCUACAAGGAACAUCGUGAGCUCGAGAGGACUCACUAUGUCUCUGGCAGAGUCACCGCCCCUGAUGCGGAGCUCAAUGCCAUUGCGUGUGCAGUGCACCUUGCUGUUAAGCAGGCAAACUGCCAACAUAUCAUGGUCUUUACUGACUCUAUGGGCUCGGCCCACAGAGCAGUAGACCCUUUUGCCUGCAUCCACACCUUAACUGAGAGCUUUGAGCCAUUUGUGCCUGAAGCUCGCCCUGGCGAUCACCUACUGGACCGCUAUGUGAACCGUCUCCACUUUGACAAGCGUGAUCCUGCUCAGGAUAGGCGCCCAUAUCUUCACAAGCUCAUCGUGAAUGGGGCUGACCCUUUAACAGUACUGGCUGCAACCGAUGGCUCUGUUCCUCAGUCCAACCAGUAUCACGUGGCCUCAGCUGCCAUAAUCUACAAGGGACAUUGCAAGCUUGAAAGGACUCACUAUGUCUCUGGCAGAGUCACCGCCCCUGAUGCGGAGCUCAAUGCCAUAUCGUGUGCAGUGUGCCUGGCUGUCAAGCAGGCAAACUGCCAACAUAUCAUGGUCUUUACUGACUCUAUGGGCUCAGCCCACAGAGCAGUGGACCCCUCCAUACACACUGGUCAGGCUUUUAGUCUGUCAGUCUGUCACGCUCUCCAAGAGUGGUUCGAGGCGGACAAUCUCCACCACAUCACCUUCGUCUACAUUCCAUCUGCUCUGCGGUGGGACAUCCAUGGUGAGGCACACAAGUACAUCACCAAACUUAAAGUCAGGAUUGGACACCGCAAGAUGGACAACUCUAUAGACACGCUGCGCUCUCGAGCCACACACUCAGUCCUGGACUUGUGGAGUUCCACUUUCCAGGAUCCAACUUACCGAGGCUCUGAAUUCCUAGAGCUUCAAUGGCCUGAUGGGCAGCUGAUACAGCCAUCGUACCUCAAUGGGGGACCCUGGCUCUCAACAUUCGGACACAGUAUCACUGAGUUUGCUCACGUCUGCUGGAGCAUAACUGGCCACACACCCAUUGGAGUGUAUUACCAUCGCUUCAAGAUUAAUGAGCCUCACAGCUGCACCUGCGGGGCUGCAUUGCAGGAUAUUGCAUCGUUUCUGAAGCACAACCCUACGGCGUUUGGCUUCAACCGGGACCCCUUGGGUGUUGGAUAA